Pseudocercospora fijiensis CIRAD86 is the source of this 711-nucleotide messenger RNA. RefSeq lists its product as uncharacterized. The record is from RefSeq and is a predicted model, not a curated record. Bases 1 to 711 code for a protein of 236 amino acids. NCBI's taxonomy places the organism in Eukaryota, Fungi, Ascomycota, Dothideomycetes, Mycosphaerellales, Mycosphaerellaceae. The transcript has a single exon.
AUGGCGACUCUCGAAGCACAUCGCAAGCCACCAAGCAAACAACUUCUCUUUGCAAAGAAGCACUCACCAGAAGCAGUCGCGAAAGCCACCGCCCUGGCACUAGUCAAGAGAGACCCCAUCAGCAUCGUGAAGCGAAUUUUCCGGCGCCAGAAAUUCCGCAAAUGGAUGACAGACUGGACGAACGCCAUCGAGAGAGACCGCCUCCGUCCCGAAGACCUUCUCCCAGCGCUCCACAUCGGUUGGCGCCUCAUCUGCACGAUCCUCUUCUUCGGAGCGCUGCAAGACGUCCCGGUGAGCUUCAAAGCACAUCUGAACCGAGACUACAACGCUUUCGGCUGGACGAGCUAUGGAAACAGGAUGUUCAUCGAGUUAGAUCCGAAAGCCGAAAGACGUCGUGAAGGCAUGGGUGUGGCGGAGACGAUUGUUUACACUCUGAUCCACGAAGGCUGCCACGCGUUCCUGGUCAACUUCAGCUGCUACUGCGAGUUUUGCGGGUUUGAAGCGUGUAGGGACAGGAAGCCGUUUGAAAUUGGGGGCGGGCAUGGGAUUGCGUGGCAGAUUUUGACGAUGGCGGUUGAAGAUUCGGCGGGAAGGUGUUUGGGAGUGAAGGUGGAUUUGCAGAGGAGGAAGGAUGCGGUGAAUGACCUUCGAGUCAGGGAUGAUGCUUUGUACUUGAAUUUUGAGUGGGUGAGGAGGAAGUUCUUUGCUUGA